GAGAUGACAGCAUUCCUGAAAGUGCUUUGGAAGCUGAAGAAUGGGAUCAUUCUGUUUUCUACCCCAUUUCUUCUUCUCCCUUUACCACUGCUAAUCAGAACCAUGGAGGCAGACUGUGCCUAUGUGAUCAUGCUGAUGGCAGUCUACUGGUGCACUGAGGCCCUGCCAUUGGCUGUUACAGCCCUGCUACCUGCUGUGCUCUUUCCUGUCUUCGGCAUCAUGAGAUCCAAAGAGGUAUGUCUGCAGUACCUGAAGGACACCAACAUGCUGUUUGUGGGGACGUUGGUGGUUGCCGUGGCAGUGGAGCACUGGAAUCUGCACAAACGCAUUGCCCUUCGGGUGCUGUUCCUGGUUGGGGACCGACCAGCAUUCCUGAUGCUGGGCUUCAUGUGUGUGACCGCCUUCCUGUCCAUGUGGAUCAGCAACACCGCCACCACCGCUAUGAUGGUGCCGGUCGUCCAGGCUGUGCUGAUGCAGCUACACAAUAGGGAGGAGGAGGUGCCGGAACACCUCACUGUGGAGGGGGAGCAGGAAUAUGGGAAACAAAGAGAACUGGUGGUGGUGAAUGGGUCAGGUGUGUAUGAAGAGGCCAUGCCGUUUGAAGAGGCGGCAGAGAAGAGAAGGAUAUGUAAAGGCAUGAUGCUGAGCGUGUGUUACGCAGCCAGCAUCGGGGGCACUGCCACCCUGACCGGCACUGGGCCCAACCUGGUACUCCAGGGCCAGGUGAACCAGCUGUUCCCUAAGAAUGGUGAUGUCAUCAACUUUGCAUCAUGGUUCGGUUUUGCUUUCCCCAACAUGAUUCUCAUGCUCUUCAUGGCUUGGUUCUGGCUGCAGUUCAUCUUCAUGGGAAUGAACUUCAGGAAGUCGUGGGGUUGUGGGGUGAGGAAAUCGGAUAAGGAGGUGACUGCGCACCGGGUGGUCCGGGACGAGCUCCGCCGGCUGGGCCCUAUGUCGUUUGGGGAGGGCAGUGUGCUGGCGCUCUUCCUCCUGCUCGUCCUCCUCUGGUUCACUCGAGAUCCAGGAUUCACCACCGGCUGGGCCAGGAGUCUGCUCAGUGACAAUGCAGGGUAUGUGAGUGAUGCCACAGUAGCUGUUUUCAUUGCUGUACUGCUGUUCAUCCUUCCCUCCAAAGCACCCCGGCUCAGUUUAUACUCCCCCUGCCCUGACACAGGGUCCCAGAUCUCCGCAUCCCCGUCAGUCUUGCUCACCUGGAAGGUGGUCCAAGAUAAACUGCCCUGGAACAUUGUUCUGCUUCUUGGUGGGGGUUUUGCACUGGCCAAAGGGAGCGAGGUGUCCGGUUUGUCCAGGUGGCUGGGAAUUCAGCUGAUGCCCCUGCAGAACAUCCCCCCCUGGGCGACCGUCAUCAUCCUUUGCCUCCUGAUUUCCAUCUUUACAGAAUUCACCAGCAAUGUGGCUACAGCUACACUGUUCCUGCCCAUCCUUGCCUCCAUGUCACAGUCUAUUGGGCUGAACCCGCUGUAUGUCAUGGUGCCUUGCACUCUCAGCACCUCCUUCGCAUUCAUGCUGCCUGUGGCCACGCCCCCCAAUGCCAUCGUCUUCUCUUAUGGCUGCCUUCAGGCCUCUGACAUGGCUAAGGCUGGUAUUGUGAUGAACAUUAUUGGAAUCCUGUGCUGCACCCUGGCCAUUAACACCUGGGGCAGCGCUGUAUUCGUCCUGGACUCUUUCCCAACCUGGGCCAACAUCACCAGAGUAUGA
Molecule: messenger RNA, 1716 nt
Organism: Anguilla anguilla (European eel)
Lineage: Eukaryota; Metazoa; Chordata; Actinopteri; Anguilliformes; Anguillidae
Product: solute carrier family 13 member 5-like
Exons: 12
Coding region: 4-1716 (570 amino acids)
Biological process (GO): citrate transport; monoatomic anion transmembrane transport
Cellular component (GO): membrane
Molecular function (GO): citrate transmembrane transporter activity; succinate transmembrane transporter activity; sodium:dicarboxylate symporter activity
Source: RefSeq, a predicted model, not a curated record